AUGUUCGUGAAUACAGUGGCAGAUAUCCCUCGUAUCAUUGAGACACUCUGUACAGCUCCACCGGCUAUUCAAAGAGCAGCAAUUGAAACCUACUUCACACCGACCGCAUCCUUCACACACCCUUUUUGUCGAACGGGGAGCUUUCCUGGCUCAAUAUGGCUCAUAAUAAUGAUUUAUCGCUGGUACAAAAUCCUCAGUCCCCACAUUGAUGUUGCCGUUGACGGAGUUGCAUACGACGAAAGACACCUGCGUCUAUAUGUCUCUAUUCAUCAGAACUUUAAGCUCUGGGUGGUCCCUUUCUACAAUGCUCCAGUCAAACUCGUCACUGUCCUCCAGUUGACCACCGAUCCUAGUCCAGUACCGCCUGAACCUAAAGAGGCCAUCACCAUGACCGAACUCGACAAUGAGAGAGACGCGCCAGGCUCUGCCAGUGUCAAUUUUCGCAAAGAGACCGACGUCGACAGCGACGAAGUCAAGUACUACAUUCAGUCGCAGAACGACCUGUAUCAGAGUACAGAAUUCAUCAAAUUCCUUGUGCCCUGGGGGAUCGGGGUGUUUUUGGUUAUUACCUGGCAGUUCUGCGCAACAGUGCUCUGUGUGAUUGGUGCAAAGUCCUAUGAUUUCUUGCUCUGGGUGCCGCAGAAGCUCUACCGCCAGAACAUUGAGGUUUUUGAUAACGACGAGAAAGCACACCCACAUCUCGGAGCCGAUUGA
Molecule: messenger RNA, 714 nt
Organism: Fonsecaea pedrosoi CBS 271.37
Lineage: Eukaryota; Fungi; Ascomycota; Eurotiomycetes; Chaetothyriales; Herpotrichiellaceae
Exons: 2
Coding region: 1-714 (237 amino acids)
Source: RefSeq, a predicted model, not a curated record